CUCCACUGCAGUUCCACAGGAAAGAUGCAGGUGACGCCCGUGACCCUGCUGUUGGUCCUAGUUGCGGUACCGGGUGCAGUACCCAAUAAGGUCGACAAGGAGGUAGAAAUGAUUUUUGCGAGGAUCCGUGAGGAGGUGUCCUGGAUCAUCAAGGACCUGGCGGAACAGCUAAACGACUGGAUGGAACAGGAGUUCACGAACACAAGUCUGGCUCUGUUUGACCGUCUUGAUGAAUCAGCUGGUACUGUCAUCAGUCUUCUGCCUACUAAGAUGGAAAUCCUGAGGAGGGGAAGCAUUGCUAAGAUUAUUCUUGAGGCUGCAAAGGACAGCAAAUAUGGGGCCUUGCUCGGCUACAGCGCUAUGGAGUGGGUGCACACCGUGUCAGGGAUACAGUACGCCGUACAGGGAGUUUUCAUGCGCCUGGCGAUCGCCAUGGAGCGGAUUCACGACGAGGAGUAUCUCCUGGAGGUCUUCAGCAUGGAGGCAGACAAAGUGCAGGAGUACUACACGGCUAUCCGGCGGGAAACCUUCUACGCCAUUUGGGGGGCCGGCCACGGCGUUUACAACGCGCGCAUGCGCCGUAGGGCAAAACUGGAAUUCAGCGACCUGGGCAGCAACAUGAACAUGACAAUGAUUGGAGAAAGGAAUAUGCUUGGGGAGGAAGAAGACAUUGAAGAAAACGUUACUGCUUGAAUUGCAGCACUUCCCUUACUCGAUUGAUGGAUGACCUUGAAAGAAGGAUUGCAAAAGAUUUUCUCACCACAACCCUCCUACACUUCAACUAGCCCUCCCAGUUUUAUGCUGUAAGUUGUAGGUCCUCAUGGCUUAAGGGUAGUAAAGCCAUUUCAUUGACAACGAAAAGCUAGCAUGCUACAUACUUGUUACAUGUAUACAUCAGUGUUGAAAAUGUAGAUAGAAAAAAACACACUUGGUGUACACAUGGUCAAUGAAUCCUUCAUUAAACUCUUCAUGGAAGGAAGCAUUGUUGCUUAGAUUGUAGCACUUUCCAUAAUCAAUUGAUAAUUGGCCUCAAGAUGACUUGAAGAUUUCCUGUUACAGAACUACAACACACUCCAAGACAACUAGCCCUCAACCAUAUACUCAAAUCAACACAGCUUUAAAUUCACAAGGCUACAAAAUAAUUGAAGUACAGUAUGUAUAGUACAAAUUGUUUAAACUAUCUAUUGCAAACGUAUGUUGUUUGUUUCCUGUUGGACACUUGUUUUCAUGUUUUGUUUGUGUUGAAAUGGAGCUAGUUAAGUAUUUGAGUAAUCUCUUUUUACAAUAUCAUCAUAACUGUUCAUUGUCACAUGUGUGUCCUCUAUGCUUCCACCAUGUGUACUUGCAAUUAGCAUUCCGGCACAAACUUGCUUAUAAAUUUUCACUAUUAGACUGUAAUAUAAAAUCGAAGACUUUUACAGAUCUAAAUUUUGUUUCUACAUAAUAUUCUAUACUCGCUUAGAGCCAAAGUGCAAAAGGAGCUAUUUCAAUACACAAAAAUAAAGCUGACUAGCCUUUUUUUCAUUGUUGUUUAUUCAAUUUAUCUUCUACACUUUCAACCAACAUUCUUAUAAAGCAUCGCCGGACCAACACACGGUCUCUUUAGACAACACAAUAAAUACAGUUUCAGGCAUGCACUGUUCAGAAAUGUCUACCUUUCUGAGAAGACAGACAUUUAAUAUAUAAACAACAUAUUUAUUUAUUAUUGAAAGUGUCCUAUAACUACAAUUUACAUAUUUUCCUUGACCAGAACCAUUUAGUUGAGAUACAACUUGUGGGGUGGGGGUGG
Messenger RNA from Branchiostoma floridae (Florida lancelet), 1789 nucleotides. RefSeq lists its product as uncharacterized. The record is from RefSeq and is a predicted model, not a curated record. The transcript has 7 exons. Bases 25 to 693 code for a protein of 222 amino acids. Lineage: Eukaryota; Metazoa; Chordata; Leptocardii; Amphioxiformes; Branchiostomatidae.